UUGGGGAGAGAGAGCGAAGAAGAGUGAGAUGUCAGAUUCAGCUCCUGUUUUCGGGAAUAUUUUUGCGGUGUUUUGCAUUGAAUUUGGAGAAUAAUCCACCUUAAAUCCAUCUUUUUUCCUCCUGAACAGAUUCAAAGCCUAUCCUCUGGUUUAUAGCCUACUUUUCAUUUUGUUGAAUGUGUGAAUCCCAUGGCUCCAGCCCUGACCAAGUUUGUCAAAGAUGGUCAUAACAUCCACUUGUCAUCACCUCCUGCAUCAAACAAUCUCUCUCUCCAGCCCUCAGAAGGGCUUCAGAAGAUGCUGUUCUCCAUUUUACACUCUCUGGACUCCUACCUGCAGCCUAACCCUGUGCAUCUUCCCUCCAACGCUAGGGUCACUACAGGCCAAGCGGGGUCUUUAACCCUUCCUGGUCUUGACUGCUUGGCUCUGUCUUAUAACAAAAGCGUUAUAGAGUCUCAACAGGCUUCCUCUAUGCUACCAAAUGCAUCUGACAUGUUUGUUCUUCCAGAGCACAAUGAAUAUUGUUUACAUCAUAGUCCAAAAUCUCAUCAAUGUAGGCCAGGUGCUUUUGAUGUGCCAUCACCGCAUAACAUUUCCUGUGUCUCUCCUCUUGUUGCUAAUGCAGAUUCUGUAUUGGCACCCUGCAUCUUAUUUAAACAAGAAAAUUGCAAGUUGGAUCAGCUGGUUCCUAAAUUAGAGCUGCAAAACCAAAUAAAGGACAGGGCCUCUAGGCAAACAGAUCUACAAAGUCGUGCUCAGAAGCUGCAAAGGAGACUUCAAACUCUUCUAGGACAACAUGCUUCUCUUCAUUGUAAUCAGCAGUUGGAGGAGCUGCGGACACAGUGGGGAAACAUGGAUAGGUCUGCUGGGGCUGAGCUUUCACAGGUCGGAAGCGGACAGCAGUUCAUGGAGACUUUGCCUGACUUCAUAGAGAUUAAAGAGUUUGGUCAGUGCAGCCAUGCAGUGCUGAAGGUUCUGCAGGAAGCCUUGGACUCAGAGGCCACAGCCAGCUCCAGCUCAGAUGAGGAACUGCUGGAGAUCAAGACACACAGUCAAUACAGAGAGACAAGUGUAGCCUCCCCAUGCUUUGAAAAGAAGUGGCUCAACGAGAGAGCAGAGCUGGGCAGCAGAUGGACGUGGUUACAGCUGCGUGUGGCAGAGCUGGAUGGGCGGAUACAGCAACUAACUGAACUUCAUAAGAACAUCUGCUCUGCAAAGGGGAGUGUGGUGCUUGCAGACUCCCAACCAAUGACAGACUGGCAGAUGAAGAAUGCACUACUGAGAAAAAUGGCAGGGUUAUCUGGUACUAUGUUCGAUACUGACAAUGAACCAUGCAGUCCAACCCGCCUCCUCCACAACAUAGAGAGACAGAGUGCACAGCUCAGCCAGAUUGUCAAUAGCCUCAUGCCACCCCUGACCCUGUCUCCACUUUCAAAGCCUUCGCAGCCAUUUGGAGACAACAGAGCCUUUAAUAGUGAUGUUUUUGAUUCUGGAAGCUCAAAGAGAAAGAAGUUGGGUGCAAAGAGGAGACAACUCUUCAAAGAUGACAUGUCGUGCAUCUGCGCUCGCACCCGCCCUCUGGUCACUUAUCACAAGCCUAGACUGUUUAGGCUGAACUCUAUGUGCAAUAACAAAAGCUCGAAGUGUUCAUCGUCUCUGUCUGGUCUUACAUCAUGUUCCUCCUACCUCUGCUCUUCCUCCCGUGAUCCGAUGCUGCUUUGCUCUGAUAUGGACAGUACCUCCAAAGACAUGCUGUCUUCCAGGAUAUGUAGUUCUAAUAAUGGCGACUCCUCCUCUGUGUUCAGUCAGUACACAAAGCGCUCUGCGAGAGAAGAAUGGUCUCAAAUACCUCUAGUUAUAAAUACUCUUCCACUGAGUCCAGUGCUUUGUAGAAGACACAGCUCAGCAAAAUUGUACACUAAUAAGAAAUAUAAACAACAUACGCGGCACUAUAAAAAGAGAGUGUUCGGACUGUCACCCAGUAGACAACAUGAUUCUCGCAGAAAACACAGAACUGUGCAGCAGAGGAAAACAAAAAGGCGGCGCAGGCACAGCGUCACUGAAGAAGAUGAUGGUGAUAAAGACUCAUAUUGGGAGGACAGCUCAGAUGAUAUGUUUGAGGAAAAUUAUGAGUUAGUUUCACAAAAGCACAGCACAAGGGGAGCUGUUCACAGGCGUCAUGGAGAAAGUGUGUUUAAUAUCGACAAUGUUGUGAUUCCAGCCUCCUUGACCAAAGUGGAAAAGCUUCAAUACAAAGAUAUCCUUACACCAAGUUGGCAGGUGAUUGACAUUGAGGCUCUUAUCAAAAAUGAAGAAGACUCUGUGAAAGACAAAGAUGAACAGAUUGAGAUACUCACUGAUGAGGUCUUUGCUCAGAGACAUUUGCCUUUAGAACAAAAAGAGAAACUGCGUUGGUCUUUUAAAGGAAAGAGACGCUCCAGGCAUUCUUCAAGGUCUGGCAGCAGGCUUUCCAGCUGUGGUGGUGUUUUGGAGGAAAACUCUGCGGAGUGGAGCUUUACUCAGCUGGAUCCUGACGAACAGCUGAACACAGAAGAAUGUCUGCCUCAAGCACCCUGGGAGCGCCGAGUGUUUCCCUUGACUGAAGUCGAUGAACAGGCCCUUUCAUCUGGAGUCCAACAGUGGUGUAGCACUUGUACUCUCUCACUUACAAGCCUUAACUAUGAUCUUAUUGUGUCUCAAACUGAUAGAACGCUUCCUUCUUAUGGACAAUACAUGAACUGCACUGAGGUGCCUGUGGUGCCAUAACAAUUAUUUUGUUUGCAUUUUACCCAUUGAAGUUUAAAUAGUUUUUAAAAAAUUUAAAAUCUCAGGAUUACAUUUUAAUAAUUCCACAAAUGUUUUACCUUUUAAUUUAUAACCAGACAUCUUGCUAUGUACAAAGACUGAAACAUAAUAACAAAAAAGAAAAUCAAAUAGUCAAAGUUUUAGAACAGCAAUAUGUAUAUAUCUCUACUGUAAUUGUUCUGUUUUACUUUACAGUCUUUUGCUUAAGGUAUUUAUUUAGUAUGAAUAUUUAUCAAUUUUAGCUAUCAGUAUUCUGUUUGUCCAAUAGCUUUGUAUGAUGAUGGCGUCUUUUUGCUAGUUUAUUUUGACUGUAAAUGUAAAUCACAUUAUUGCUGUUAUCCGAGUUCUGGGACCAUCAACAACAAAACAAGAAAUAGUGUUAAAGGCAUACAUUUAUUGCAGUAAACCUGUUGUUUGGAGCAAUUGAAAUACAGUACUUUUGCAAAAUACAGUACUUUUGCAGCAAUGUUGCACUUUAAUGUUUACAGUACAGUACUGUACAAUAGUUUAAAUAACUUAUAGACUACUGUAUGUAUGCACCAGCACAAUGUUACUCUCGGAUAUGUAAUAUGGUAUCUGUGUAAUUUAUUUGUUGGUUUCCCUCAAAACAUGUGUGAAACCUUUUUUUAAUGAUUGUAACUUAUUUUAUUUACUGGAAAAGAUACAAGAAAUGCACUGUUGUGAAUAUAACCUCUGAGAAAAAACCCCAAAAAACACCAAAUACAGGAAACUGG
Molecule: messenger RNA, 3539 nt
Organism: Periophthalmus magnuspinnatus
Lineage: Eukaryota; Metazoa; Chordata; Actinopteri; Gobiiformes; Gobiidae
Gene: kansl1l
Product: KAT8 regulatory NSL complex subunit 1-like
Exons: 15
Coding region: 190-2766 (858 amino acids)
Cellular component (GO): NSL complex
Molecular function (GO): histone acetyltransferase binding
Source: RefSeq, a predicted model, not a curated record